This is a messenger RNA of Dermatophagoides pteronyssinus (European house dust mite), 2365 nucleotides long. RefSeq lists its product as uncharacterized. The record is from RefSeq and is a predicted model, not a curated record. Lineage: Eukaryota; Metazoa; Arthropoda; Arachnida; Sarcoptiformes; Pyroglyphidae.
AAUCGAUUGAUUUCAUUAUUAUUUGUUGUUUGACUUGAAAGUUUCAGGAAAAGAAACUCCCAAAGAAAUAUUUAAAAUCGAAAAACAAUAUGAGUAGAAAGAUUCAAGAAUUUAAAUCAAUUAAAACAAUGCCUUCACCGAUUUCGUUACAUGAACCUUGCACGCGAAAAAAUCAUUUGUUGCAAGAAUUUUAUGACGAAAUAGAUUCGACACCCGAAAAAGGUGAGGUUGGUUCGGAAUUCAUUCUAUAUUACAUGAUAGGCGCUACUAUUGUGAGACCGAUGGGAAUAUUUUCCGGUCAAAUUAAUCGAAAAUAUUCUGAAAUAAAUCAAUAUGUUCUUCGUCGAAGUAAUGGACAGCUUGCAUGGCUUCCAUAUCAAUCAUCCAAUCCUGCACUCAAAGCUGAUUACCUAUACAUCACGGAACAUGCAACUGCAAGAUCACGGCUGUUCAAUUUAUUAGUAAUACCAGAAAAUGGACCAAAAAAUCCAGAAGUUUUUGUUUAUGGUGAGAUGUUUGCCGGUUUUUCAUUUGAAGCUCCUGGUAGCUUAGAACUAAAAGGUCAUAUAUUUAUGACUCAUAUGUAUCCGGAACCUAAUGUUUGUGCGGUUGAAGAUCAAUUAGAAUCGGACAUUAUCAUUGAAAUUACGGCUGGAACAAUUAUCGUAUUUAUUUGUGAUGAUAAAGAUAUUGUCAUUUUACCUGGAGAUGAUUGUAAAAUGAGAUUUUCGGCUGAAAAUGAGCAAGUUUUGGACCAAUUCCAAAAAACUCAAAAACCUUUCUCGAGAGUACUAUCACCACCUGUAAUUUAUGGCCAAAAUGAGUCUAACAAAAUAGCAGAACAAAAAAAAUCACCAAAAGAGGACGAUAAUAGUACAAAAACAAAACACGAUUCACUCUCUGAAUUGUUGAAGUUAAUUGAUCAACAAAAAACUGAAAAAACAAGUCCUGCAGAAAUUCGAUUGAAAGGUGAAAUGGGAAAAAAGCCUGAUGAUUGUGUCGCAUCGAAAAAACAAUCAAUUUUAUCGCCACAAAUUCCAGAAGAUUUUCAGCGACCCUUAGAAAGUCCACCCCAAGUGAUAGUUGAAGAAACGGGAGAGUUAAACCCAAGUAACGAAAGCAGUAAGAAAAAGCGUAAACGUAAGAAAUCAUUAAAAUUGAAUCAAAUUCCUAUCAAAGAUAUUGAUAUUUCGACAAAACCGAAUCGUAAAACAUAUAUGGAUUCAUCUCCAUCGGAUAAUAAGGCUGAAGAUAAAAUUCCUAAACAACACAUAUCACCAUUGGAACAUUUAAAAUCUAAAUCGUUGAUCCAACAAACGGAAGAGCCUAGUAUAUUGUCUUCAAAUAAAUCUGGAUCGUUAAUACAAAUCAGAGAUGAUAACCAAAAAAAUAAAUCAUUAACAUUUAAAGAAACUGAAUCUGUUGGAAGUUUCUCACCACUAUUAUCAUCGCCAAGCAAAUCUAAAAAAUCUAAAGAUAAAAGUGAACGAAGAAAUGGUGAUGAUAAAAAAAAAUCACGAUCCAAAGAUAAAUUGUCCUCGUCGAAAUCGAAUUUAAGAAAACGUAGCAAAGUAUCAGCACGAAGGCGAAGGCGUCAUCGUUCUCGUGAUUCAGUGGUAAAAAUGACAAGAUCGAAAUUGGCCGAUUCGAUGCUACAAUCACGAUCAUUGGCAACUAAUUCUUCAUCAUUUUCUCCGAUCAAUUCGGAUCUAUUGAAACGUGUGGCAAAAAAUGUAUCGAUUGGAAGAAAAGGAAGUAAAUUACGUCAAUCACCAUUAGAAAAAGUUAACAGUGAAAGUCGAAAGAAAAAAUCACCCGAUUCAUCAUCAAUCGGACAGAAAUGUAAAUCUAUAAGAACAAUGAAAAAUUCAUUCGAAUCUAGGCUAUCUGCUGUCCGUAAAGCACUUGAUUUUUUUCAAAGUGAUAGUAUAUCCAUAAGAAAAUUGCGACGAACAAUUCAAAAAACAGUCGAUUUGGGUAUGAAAUUAUCCGAACGAACAUUGCAAGAAAAUUGUUUAGAUCCAAACAUCAAUCUUAAAUUAGACUCUUAUCUACGAUUAUUACGAGAAAAAGUUAAUCAUCUGGAAAAUGUAGAUGAUGAAUCCAAUACAAAACAACAACAAAUCGAAAUUUUAUCAUCAAUUUUUGAUUGUGUACAUAACAUUCAGGACAUAGUUCAAAAGAUAGAACCAAGAAGUUCUAAUUCACUAUCACCAUCAACUACAUCGUAAAGAAAUUAUUUUUUUAAAUAAAAAUUUUUCAAUUAACCAUUUCAAAAAUAUUAGUUAGUCUAGGUCAGAUUAUGCUUGCCUGUUGUGAUUAGUGAUAAUUAUGAUUAUGAUGAUUAACGAAUAAAACGGGAAUA